GCCGAAAGAUGACGUCAACAGCUUUCCCGAAGUACGAGCAUAUGGCGACCAAUGUCGCACGCUUCCAGCACCAGAUCUCAUUGCGUGCAUGUAUCACAGCUAUUUUAAGGUGUUUACCUUCGUUCCUCGUUGUUUUCUUCUGUGAUUGUUUUUUUCCGUUUUGCACAGCGCGAAGCGUUACAAGUCUAUGAUUUCCAUCUUCAUAUCUUCAAAUUCCUUGCCAGCUUAUGCUAAGGCGCCACACACUCUUGCGGGCAGGCGUGCUGCUUCUGGACGGCCUGGAUCUGGCAUGAUGGAGCUCAUUGGUGCACCUCUGGUGGUUUCUCUUUUCACAUUAUUAUUGAUGUCAAGAUGCUCGGCCCAGAAUCCUGAAGUGGAUACUUUGAGAGCUGCGAUGAACUCGUGGACGAAUGGGGCAGCUGUAUUGGGAAGCAGCUGGAAUGCUGUGGACAACCCUUGUGCAGGAUGGACAGGAGUGGUAUGCAAUGAGAAUAACAAAGUGGAUACUUUGAAACUGAGCAAAUGCGGACUCCAGGGAACAUUACCAGUGCUGGAUGGCCUUACGGAGCUUAGACAUCUGGUGCUUGAUGAAAACGCGUUCUAUGGACCAAUUCCUGACCAAUAUGGGUCUUUUCCACACCUUGAAUCACUAUUCCUUAAUGAUAAUGAGAGAAUUAACGGUUCAAUUCCACGAAGCUUUUUGAAGCUUACCAACCUUCGGAUAUUUUGGGGACUCCCUGCUUCAGCGCCCACCAAGGUGAUGAAGAUGGCUGCCACCAUAGCGAGGUCGGUGGGGAGGUGCUUCGGCCGGCUCGGUGGGGAGGUUGUUCGUAGGUGCUUCGGCCGGCUCAGUGGGGAGGUGGUGGGUAGGUGCUYCGACUGGCUCGGUGGGGAGGUGGUGGGUAGGUGCUUCGGUCGGCUCGGUGGGGAGGUUGUGGGUAGGUGCUUCGGCCAGCUCGGUGGGAAGGUGGAAGGUAGAUGCUUCAGCCGGCUCGGUGGGGAGGUGGUGGGUAGGUUCUUCGGCCGCCUCGGUGGGGAGGUGGUGGGUAGGUGCUUUGGCCAGCUCGGUGGGGAGGUGGUGGGUAGGCGCUUCGGCCGACUCGCUGGGGAGGUGGUGGGUAGGUGCUUCGACCGACUUGGUGGGAAGGUGGUGGUGAGGUGCUUCGGCCGGCUCGGUGGGGAGGUGGUAGGGAGGUGCUUCGACCCGCUCGGUAGGGAGGUGGUGGGUAGGUGCUUCGGGCGACUCGGUGGGGAGCUGGUGGGUAGGUGCUUGGACCUUGUCGGUGGGGAGGUGCUUCGGCCGGCUGGUGGGGAGGUUGUUGGUAGGUGCUUCGGCCGGCUCGGUGGGGAGGUGGUGGGUAGGUGCUCCGGCUGGCUCGAUGGGGAGGUGGUGGGUAGGUGCUUCAGUCGGCCCGGUGGGGAGGUGGUGGGUAGGUGCUUCGGCCAGCUGGAUAGGGAGGUGGUGAGGAGGUGCUUUGGCCGACUCGGUGGGGAGGUAGUGGGUCGGUGCUUCGGCCGGCUCGGUGGGGAGGUGGUGGGUAGGUGCUUCGGCCGCAUCGGUGGGGAGGUGGUGGGUAGGUGCUUCGGCCGCCUCGGUGGGGACGUGGUGGGUAGGUGCUUCGGCUGGCUGGGUGGGAAGGUGGUGGGUAGGUGCUUCAGCUGGCUCGGUUGGGAGGUCGUGGGUAGGUUCUUUGGCCGGCUGGGUGGGGAGGUGGUGGGUAGGUGCUUUGGCCGGCUCGGUAGGGAGGUGUUGGGUAGGUGCUUCGGCCGGCUCGGUGGGGAGGUCAUGGGUACGUGCUUCGGCCGGCUCGGUUGGGAGGUGGUGGGUAGGUGCUUCGACCGGCUGAGUAGGGAGGUGGUGGGUAGGUGCUUCGGUCAUCUCGGUGGGGAGGUGGUGGGUAGGUGCUUCGUAUGGCUCGGUCGGGAGGUGGUGGGUAGGUGCUUCGACCGGCUCGGUUGGGAGGUCGUGGCUGGCUCGGAGGGGAGGUGGUGGGGAGGUUCUUCGGCCUGCUUGGUGGGGAGGUGGUGGGGAGGUGCUUCGGCGGGCUCAAUGGGGAGGUGCCUCGGCCGGCUUGGUGGGGAGGUGCUGGGUAGGUGCUUCGGUCGGCUCGGUGGGGAGGUGGUGGGUAGGUGCUUUGGCCGGCUCGGUGGGGAGGUGGUGGGUAGGUGCUUCGGCCGACUCGCUGGGGAGGUGGUGGGUAGGUGCUUCGACCGGCUUGGUAGGAAGGUGGUGGGGAGGUGCUUCGGGCGGCUCGGUGAGGAGGUGGUGGGGAGGUGCUUCGACCCGCUCGGUAGGGAGGUGGUGGCUGGGUGCUUCGGGCGACUCGGUGGGGAGCUGGUGGGUAGGUGCUUCGACCUUGUCGGUGGGGAGGUGCUUCAGCCGGCUGGUGGGCAGGUUGUUCGUAGGUGCUUCGGCCGGCUCGGUGAGGAGGUGGUGGGUAGGUGCUUCGGCUGGCUGGGUGGGAAGGUGGUGGGUAGGUKCUUCGGCUGGCUCGGUGGGGAGGUCAGGGGUAGGUUCUUUCGCCGGCUGGGUGGGGAGGUGGUGGGUAGGUGCUUUGGUCAGCUCGGURGGGAGGUGGUGGGGAGGUGCUUCGGCCGGCUCGGUGGGGAGCUGAUGGGUAGGUGCUUCGGUCGGCUUAGUUGGGAGGUGGUGGGUAGGUUCUUCGGCCGGCUGAGUAGGGAGGUGGUGGGUAGGUGCUUCGGUCAUCUCGGUGGGGAGGUGGUGGGUAGGUGCUUCGUACGGCUCGGUGGGGAGGUGGUGGGUAGGUGCUUCGACCGGCUCGGUUGGGAGGUCGUGGGCUCGGUGGGGAGGUGGUGGGUAGGUGCUUCCACCGGGUCAGUGGGGAGGUGCUUCGGCCGGCUCGGUGGGGAGGUUGUUGGUAGGUGCUUCGGCCAACUCGGUGGGGAGGUGGUGGGUAAUUGCUCCGGCUGGCUCGGUUGGGAGGUGGUGGGUAGGUGCUUCGGCCGGCUCGGUGGGGAGGUGGUGGGUAGGUGCUUCGGCCGCCUCGGUGGGGAGGUGGUGGGUAGGUGCUUCGGCCGCCUCGGUGGGGAUGUGGUGGGUAGGUGCUUCGACUGGCUGGGUGGGGAGGUGGUGGGUAGGUGCUUCGGCUGGCUCGGAUGGGAGGUCGUGGGUAGGUUCUUUGGCUGGCUGGGUGGGGAGGUGGUGCGUAGGUGCUUUGGCCGGCUCGAUAGAAAGGUGGUGGGUAGGUGCUUCUGCCGGCUCGGUGGGGAGGUGAUGGGUAUGUGCUUCGGCCAGCUCGGUUGGGAGGUGGUGGCUAGGUGCUUCGACCGGCUGAGUAGGGAGGUGGUGGGUAGGUGCCUCGGUCAUCUCGGUGGGGAGGUGGUGGGUAGGUGCUUCGUAUGGCUCGGUGGGGAGGUGGUGGGUAGGUGCUUCGACCGGCUCGGUUGGGAAGUCGUGGGUGCUUCGGCUGGGUCUGUGGGGAUGUGCUUCGAAAGGCUUGCUGGGGAGGUGGUGGGUAGGUGCGUCGGCCGGCUUAGUGGGGAGGUGGUGGGUAGGUGCUUCGGCAGGCUCGGUGGGGAGGUGGUGGGUAGGUGCUUCGGCCGGCUCGGUGCGGAGGUGGUGGGGAGGUGCUUCGGCCGGCUCGGUUGGGAGGUGGUGGGGAGGUGCUUCGGCGGGCUCAAUGGGGAGGUGUUUCGGUCGGCUCGGUGGGGAGGUGGUGGUGCGGUGCGCGAUGCGGUGCACGGUGCGCACCUGUGCCGUGCGCGCACUCGUGCGCGAUGCGCGAGCACUGAUGCGCAGUGCGCAGUGCGCAGUUCGCUGCGCGGCACUCAGGAGACGGGCAGAGAUCGAUUACGCGGGGCUAGAAGACGCGAGAUUUCUCUUCGAGGUCGCAGCUUAGGGAAUGCCACGGUCACGGUGAUGCGUGUAGAAGAGCAACUCGUAAGCACAGGAUACACUGUGACAGUACUUCUUCGAGCGUACGUAGACGAGGACUUGACGGCGAGUGAGUGCAGACAACGAGCUAGGGAUUUGAUCCACGAGCGUAGAGCUGAUGUACUGGCGCGAGUGACCUUCCAGACCUCGAUUUCCUAUGAUGUGAUGAUAUGGUCUCAUGGUUAUAUGCGCGCGGAGCACUACCACGAUGAGACGGUAGCGGAGGCUAGAGCGAGGGUGAGAGGAGGGCCCGACAUGAGAGGCGAACCAGUUGCGACAGAGCCGCAGGAGGCUCUAAAGACGGGUACCUCGAGCGGACGACGAGAAGCGACGAGGCGACGCUCCUCCGAGUACGAGCGGAGGGACACCAUAGCGGACAGAGGCAGACGAUUAAAAGACUUGGUGUGGAGAGGGAUGAGGAGACGUGACUUCUCUCUCUACAAGGAGUAUGCCACUGAUAGAUGUCCUGAUUUCAAGGAUUAUCCCUGGACGGAGAAGAAAGAGGCCGUGGCUGAGGAAGUGAAGGAGAUACGGGACAUGGUGAAGGGAUUAACGAGACAGGUUACAGAGAUUGUGACCGCCACAGGGGUCACGGCCUACCGGGACAAACCUGGAGGGCCCUAUUCACUUCGCUGGGACCGUAGGAACAACGAUUCCUGGAGGAGUGUCGAGGAUAGAAAUCCUCGGACGUUGACUGAUUAUCGUACGAGGGGAAGAGAGAGAGACGAUGAAUCAUGGCGACGUAGGGACGAUGAGAUAGACSGAGACCGCAGAGAUCGCGAGCUGUUUGUGCGAGCAAGGAGGCUAGAUGAUUACCCUCGAAGCCCUCGCUAUGAGGCCGAUCGGGGUAGAGGCGAUUCCCGCGGCCGAUGGGAGACAGAACAGGGCGGACGAGAUGGAUACAGGGACGACAGAUACGAGAGGUCGGGUCGAGAUGGCUACAGAGGAAGUAGAUAUGAAAGAGGAGAUCGGGACUGGGUACGACAAGAUGGGUCGCGCGGACGGGUUGAGCGCGGGGGAGAUGCGAGAGAGCAGCGCGACGAGUCGAGGGGAUGGUACAACCGAGGGGACCUACGCGAUGAGACACGAGGACGAUAUGACUCGGGGGACCCCCGGAAUGAUUCGCGAGGGCGGUAUGAGCAAGGAGGGUCUGGAGGAGACCGGCGCAACGAUUCGCAUAUUUGCGCGGUACUCGAGCAGCUGGACGAUGCGAAUUCAACAGUCAGCGGAACUAAGAGCCGAUGGGUCGUCUCGACUAUUAAGAUCUUGGGUUUUAUCUGUGACUCGAGAGGACGCCGAGCGGAUCCGGCGAAGUUAGACAAACUUCUGAACUGGCCGUCACCGUUGCAUAGCCCUACCGAGGUCCGGCAGUUUCUAGGAGUGGUCGGUUACUGGCGUAUAUUCAUACGGGGGUAUGCGGAGAAGGCUGAGCGAUUGAGGUUACUCCUUCGAAAGACUGAAAAGUUCUACUGGGGCUCUUCACAGGAACUCGCUAUGCAAGAACUUAAAGACGAAUUUAAGGAAGGAGGACGCGUGUUGGGUGUGCCAUUGUUUGACGAUGAGACCAAGAGACCCUUCAUAGUAUCCACGGAUGCUGGACCAUGUUCAGUGGGUGGUUUGCUGUCUCAGAAGGACGCUAGGGGGAAGGAAAGACCGUUAAGAUUUGAGAGUAGGACACUUAAUACGGCUGAGCGUAACUACAGUCAAUUCAAGAAGGAAGUGUUAGUUGUUCUCCGGUGUCUAGACACGUUCAGACACUAUAUCUAUGGGCGAUGGUUCAUCUUGAGAGUGGACCCCACCGCGGUUGCCUCUGUCUUCCAGAAGGACUUUAGUCUGACGGCCCCGACCAUCGCCCGAUGGUUAAUACGGAUUCGGCUAUACGAUUACACGGUUGAAAGAGUAUCUGGUACUAAAAAUGCUGUGGCAGAUGGACUUUCACGCAUCCCUCUCGAGCGUCCGAUAGUAGCUGGGGCUCUGACAAUGGCAGAGCCGAGGCGCCCCGAGAGAUUUCUAGUUAAUCUUUACGAGGGCAAGUACCGAAUGAUCAGACUACACGUGACAGGAGAGGAGAGUCAAGAUUCAGAAAUCCGGAGGCAAGCAGCCCAGUAUUGCCUUAGAGCGGGCCACCUUUUCCGAAGGCCAGUAGGGUCAGGAAUGCCCUUACGAGUAGUCUGCGAUCCUGAGGAGAGACAGACGAUAGUUGCGGAACUUCACGACGGGGUCGUCGGAGGACACAGGGGAGUUAAGGGAACCUACGAAAAGAUACGCCGGCUGUACUGGUGGGAAGGACAGUAUAAGGACGUCGAGAGGUACUGUAUGACAUGCGAAGAGUGCCAGAAGAGAGCUCUUGUGAAAUACAAAGAGCCACUUCAUCCAUCCUAUCCGAACAGACCAGGAGAGAAGGUACACAUCGAUCUAGUGAAAAUGCCGAGAGGGKUAGGCAAUAUGAACUACGUCGUGAACAUACGAGACGAUUUCACUGGGUUCGUGGACGGUAGACCUAUCGGGAGAGAAAUUCCCCCCGAGCUGGGAGAGCUGAGGAAUCUGCAAGAACUGAGUAUCUUUAGAAACUCCCUAUCAGGAGGACUACCUUAUGAGUUGGGGAAUUUGCAGCAGCUGAGGCUUUUAAACGUUCAUACCAGUCRUCUGCGUGGUAACCUCCAUCCUGAGUUUGGGAAUCUCACAAAUCUCGCAGAGAUGUAAGUUGGACUAUCUGAAGCAUGGAAGCAUUGUCUUUUUGUCAAUGAUUAGAAGUGCAAGGAACAUGAAUAUGGACGAAGCACAGAAAUCCAGAUUGCAAAUUCACACUGAAGUCCAAGUAGUCAAAGCCAGAGCAGAUAGUACAAUGGAACCGAGUAACCAUCCAAUUGAGAACAAUACAGAAGAAUCGUGAGUCAAUGUCCAAGCCCAACAGGGCAACACCAACAGCAUAACCCAAUGUAGCUCUCUGUCUGAAUGGYGCCAGGCGCCCUACCUACUCUACAGACUAUGCCUACAACUACAGCAAUGAAAGCAACCAGACAAC
Molecule: messenger RNA, 6920 nt
Organism: Chara braunii
Lineage: Eukaryota; Viridiplantae; Streptophyta; Charophyceae; Charales; Characeae
Source: the annotation of a GenBank genome assembly